Molecule: messenger RNA, 3141 nt
Organism: Clonostachys rhizophaga
Lineage: Eukaryota; Fungi; Ascomycota; Sordariomycetes; Hypocreales; Bionectriaceae
Source: the annotation of a GenBank genome assembly
AUGUUGAGAAAUUCCUUGAGUAGAGCUAGCUCGCAGCUGCUCAGAGGCGCCCGCUCCUCAUGCUCGUCGCCUAUUUCGACCACCGCUGCGCGCACGUCGUCAUGGAAGCUCUCCUCGACUCGACGGUCGAUGGCCAUCACUGCCCACCGCAGCUACUCCACCGCCGCUAUCGACAAUUCUCCAGACCCGAGUGAUAACUUCCUUUCCGGAAGCACCGCCAACUACAUUGAUGAGAUGUAUCUUCAAUGGAAGCAAGACCCCAAGAGCGUCCACGUAUCGUGGCAGGUCUACUUCAAAAACAUGGAGAGCGGCGAUAUGCCCAUCUCGCAAGCUUUCCAGCCGCCUCCCAACCUGGUCCCCGGAAUGACCGGAGGUGUUCCUCGUCUGUCUGGUGGCUUGGCUCUUGAUGACGGUUCUGAUGUCACCAACCAUCUGAAGGUCCAGCUCCUUGUCCGUGCCUACCAGGCGCGUGGUCACCACACUGCCAACAUCGACCCUCUCGGCAUUCGCACCACUUCAUCGGGAUUUGGCAACAUCAAGCCCAAGGAGCUUACUCUCGAGCACUACCAAUUCACCGAGAAAGAUCUCGAUACCGAAUACAACCUUGGACCUGGAAUUCUCCCCCGAUUCAAGCGCGAGGGUCGCGAGAAGAUGACUCUUCGAGAUAUUAUUGCAGCUUGCGAGAAGAUUUACUGCGGUUCCUAUGGCGUCGAGUUCAUUCACAUCCCGGAUCGCGAGAAGUGCGAUUGGCUGCGCGAGCGCCUCGAAGUGCCACAGCCUUUCAAGUACUCGAUUGACGAGAAGCGCCGCAUCCUCGACCGUCUCAUGUGGAGUUCAAGCUUCGAGUCGUUCCUGGCUACAAAGUACCCCAACGAUAAGCGUUUUGGUCUCGAGGGCUGCGAAACCCUUGUGCCAGGUAUGAAGGCUCUCAUCGACCGUAGCGUUGAUUAUGGUGUUAAGGACAUUGUCAUUGGUAUGCCUCACCGUGGCCGACUCAACGUUCUGAGCAACGUCGUUCGCAAGCCCAAUGAGUCCAUCUUCAGCGAAUUUGCCGGUACCACUGGUGCAGAGGACGAGGGUUCUGGUGACGUCAAGUACCAUCUCGGAAUGAACUUCGAGCGUCCUACACCUUCCGGAAAGCGUGUUCAGCUCUCCCUUGUUGCCAACCCAUCCCACUUGGAGGCCGAGGACCCCGUCGUCUUGGGCAAGACCCGUGCCAUCCAGCACUACAACAACGACGAAAAGACACACCGCACCGCCAUGAGCGUGUUGCUCCACGGUGACGCCGCCUUUGCUGCCCAGGGUAUUGUGUACGAAUGUCUUGGUUUCCACUCGCUGCCAGCCUUCUCGACUGGUGGUACCAUUCAUCUCGUCGUGAACAACCAAAUUGGUUUCACCACCGAUCCCCGCUUCGCUCGAUCUACCGCUUACUGCACGGAUAUCGCCAAGGCCAUUGAUGCUCCUGUCUUCCACGUCAAUGCUGAUGACGUUGAGGCAGUCAACUAUGUUUGCCAGCUGGCUGCUGAUUGGCGCGCAGAGUUCCAGCAUGAUGUGGUCAUCGAUCUUGUCUGCUACCGAAAGUACGGACACAACGAGACCGAUCAGCCUUCCUUCACACAGCCGCUCAUGUACAAGCGUAUCCAGGAGAAGAAUCCUCAGAUCGACGUCUACGUCAAGCAGCUGCUUGAGGACGGAUCCUUCACCAAGGAAGACAUCGAAGAGCACAAGCAAUGGGUAUGGGGCAUGUUGGAAGAGAGCUUCACCAAGUCCAAGGACUACCAGCCAACCUCCAAGGAAUGGACGACAUCUGCCUGGAAUGGCUUCAAGUCGCCCAAGGAGCUUGCUACCGAGGUAUUACGCCACCACGAGACGAAUGUUGACCAGAAGACUCUGGCCCACGUUGGAGAGGUCAUUGGCAGCGCGCCUGAAGGCUUCCAGGUUCACCGCAACCUCAAGCGUAUCCUCAGCAACCGCACCAAGUCGGUCGUUGAGGGUAAGAACAUUGACUUCCCCACCGCCGAGGCCUUGGCCUUUGGUACUCUUGUCACCGAAGGUUACCAUGUUCGCGUUUCUGGCCAAGAUGUUGAGCGUGGCACAUUCUCUCAGCGUCACGCUGUCUUCCAUGACCAGGAGGACGAAGCAACGUACACGCCCCUGCAGCAUAUCAGCAAGGACCAGGGCAAGUUUGUCAUCUCCAACUCUUCUCUCAGCGAGUUCGGAGCCCUUGGUUUCGAAUACGGCUAUUCCCUGUCAUCGCCCAAUGCCUUGGUUAUGUGGGAAGCCCAAUUUGGUGAUUUCGCCAACAAUGCUCAAUGUAUCAUUGAUCAGUUCAUCGCCUCUGGUGAGUCCAAGUGGAUGCAGCGAACCGGUCUAGUAAUGUCGUUACCCCACGGUUAUGAUGGUCAGGGCCCAGAACACUCCUCCGGCCGCCUUGAGCGUUACCUCCAGCUGAGCAAUGAGGACCCUCGUGUUUUCCCCUCUCCCGAAAAGCUCGACCGUCAGCACCAGGACUGCAACAUGCAGAUCGUUUACUUUACGGAGCCAUCCAACCUCUUCCAUGCUCUGCGCCGACAGAUGCACCGUCAGUUCCGCAAGCCUCUGGUCAUUUUCUUCUCCAAGUCGUUGCUGCGUCACCCUCUCGCACGCUCCAACAUUGAGGAGUUCACAGACCCCAAUGCUGGCUUCAGACCUUUGAUUGCCGAUCCUGAGCAUGAGACUGGUGCCAUUAAGAGCCCCGAGGAGAUCGAGCGUGUUAUCCUCUGUUCCGGUCAAGUCUGGAGUGCCCUCCACAAGUACCGUGCCGACAACAAGAUCGACAAUGUCGCAUUCACUCGCAUUGAGCAGCUAAACCCCUUCCCUUGGCAACAGCUCAAGGAGAACCUGGACCAAUACCCUAACGCUAAGACUAUCGUCUGGUGCCAGGAAGAGCCCCUGAACGCUGGUGCAUGGAGCUUUACCCAGCCCCGAAUCGAGACUCUUCUCAACGAGACUGAGCACCACCACCGCAAGCACGUCAUGUAUGCUGGUCGUGACCCCAGUGCCUCCGUCGCCACGGGUCUGAAGCGCGUACAUACGAAGGAGGAGCAAGAUCUUCUCGAGAUGGCCUUUACUGUUACACAGGCCAAGCUUAAGGGGGAGUAA